CAAUAGAUACCACAGAUUCCAUACCUCAUACUAUCCCAUCUGAAUCUUUUACUGAAAACUCCAUCACCAUGGUGUCCAAAUUCCGUAGCCUCCAUCUCCAUCCCCAACCGCAACCCCACUCUUCUCUCAUCUCCGCAAUAACCAAAAUUUCAAAAUUCCCAAGCCACUACUCUUCAUCCCCAGUUACCAUUACGACCAAACUAAAUUUCCCAUAUGGGCAAAACCAGUUUCUCCACAGGAGAAUGGCAUCAAACCAACCCAGAAUUAAUCCAAAAGUAGAUGAAUUUGAACCUGUAUCAACCCUUACCAAUGAUGAUCUCAAGCCAGUUCCACCAAAUCAAAGGACCUUUUCUUGGUGGGAAAUGGCCAGUCUAUGGAUUGGUCUUGUUGUGGGGGUGCCAUCUUAUUACUUGGCAGGCAGUCUUGUUGAUCUUGGAAUGGCUUGGUGGCAAGGGAUAGCCACAGUUGUAGCUGCCAAUAUAAUUUUAUUAGUUCCUUUAGUUCUUACAGGGGAUCCUGGAACACGUUAUGGAAUCUCCUUCCCGGUCUUGGCUAGAUCUUCUUUUGGAAUUCGUGGUGCCCAUAUUCCUGCUCUACUUAGAGCAUUGGUUGGAUGUGGCUGGUAUGGAAUUGAAACUUGGAUUGGUGGUGAGGCAAUCUUCAUUCUUUUACCUAAAUUCAUUAAAGAAUCUUCUUGGUCUCAAUUUUGGCCUUGGCUUGGCACUUCCCCAUUAGAAUUUGCUUGUUUUAUUGUCUUUUGGGUAGCUCAAUUGACUGUAGUUUGGAAGGGAAUGGAAGGGAUUAGACAGCUAGAGAAAUACUCAGCUCCUAUAUUAAUCACACUCACUGCUUGUUUACUUGCCUGGGCUUAUGUUAAUGCUGGUGGUUUUGGUCAUAUGCUGGCUUUGUCCUCUAGGCUAUCUUCUUCUGAAUUUUGGGCUCUGUUCUUCCCUUCCCUAACUGCAAAUAUUAGUUUCUGGGCUACUCUUGCACUAAAUAUACCAGAUUUUACUAGAUACGCCAAGAGCCAAACUGACCAAAUAAUUGGUCAGGCUGGUCUGCCAAUUUUCAUGGGUGCCUUUACAUUUGUUGGAUUAGCUGUAACCUCAUCAACAACUGUGAUUUUUGGACGUGUGAUCUCUAGUCCAAUUCAACUUCUUGAGCAAAUUGGUGGGUUCAUUACAAUGAUUCUAGCCAUAAUUGGAAUUAGCCUAGCCACUUUAACAACAAAUAUAGCUGCAAAUGUUGUGGCACCUGCCAAUGCACUUGUCAGUCUUAGCCCAUCAAAGUUCACAUUCAGGAGAGGAGCUCUUUUAACUGCAUUGCUUGGUAUUGUUUUCCAGCCAUGGAGACUGCUCCAAUCAAGUGAAAGCUUUGUUUAUACUUGGUUAGUUGGCUACUCUGCCUUAUUGGGCCCAAUUGGGGGUAUUUUACUAGUAGACUAUUAUCUUAUUCAGAAGACAAAUUUAAGUGUCAAGGACUUGUACACCUCGAGUCCAUAUGGAGCGUACUUUUACUCAGGGGGUUACAAUUUGGCAGCAUUGGCAGCUCUUAUUAUUGGGAUUUUGCCAGUGAUUCCAGGUUUGUUACAGAAGGUUGGAAUUCUGUCUACAAUUCCAGGCACCUGCGUGGUCAUCUACAAUAAUGCUUGGUUUUUUAGCUUCUUUUUUGCAGGUUUUCUCUACUGGAUUCUGUCAAAUCUUACAGGAAAACAAAAGAAGUCACUACCUAUAGAUCCCCUCUUGCCUAAUGCAAACUAAUGAUUAUUUCUUUUCUUCUUGUUCUUUUGCUUUCCAAAUAUAUAUAUUUUUUUAAGCACAGGAAAACUGCAAACUGCUUGUAAAGAACAAUUAUGGAACUUCUGUUGUAAAUUUCCCAAGUUCAUAUGCGUUUUAGGCAUUCAGCACAUUUGAGAGGCUGAAUUUU
Molecule: messenger RNA, 1926 nt
Organism: Hevea brasiliensis (rubber tree)
Lineage: Eukaryota; Viridiplantae; Streptophyta; Magnoliopsida; Malpighiales; Euphorbiaceae
Product: purine-uracil permease NCS1
Exons: 1
Coding region: 69-1760 (563 amino acids)
Biological process (GO): nucleobase transport; transmembrane transport
Cellular component (GO): plasma membrane
Molecular function (GO): nucleobase transmembrane transporter activity
Source: RefSeq, a predicted model, not a curated record